Miniopterus natalensis is the source of this 2834-nucleotide messenger RNA. It is a transcript of the gene RASGEF1A, whose product is annotated as RasGEF domain family member 1A. Gene Ontology annotation, cellular component: plasma membrane. Gene Ontology annotation, molecular function: guanyl-nucleotide exchange factor activity. The record is from RefSeq and is a predicted model, not a curated record. Gene Ontology annotation, biological process: Ras protein signal transduction. NCBI's taxonomy places the organism in Eukaryota, Metazoa, Chordata, Mammalia, Chiroptera, Miniopteridae.
AUGGAGCAGAUGCUGAAGAAACAUUUAUUGACACCCAGUGGCUGCAGGCCCACCCACAUAAGCUGAUGUCUAAUGGAAGCUAUGCCCCAGACGUCUAUCAUCUGCUCCAGCGUACUUGGGCCCAGCUGUAGUGGACAGGUGCAGCCUGGCAUGGGGGAGCGAGGAGGCGGGGCCAGUGGCUCCGGGGACCUCAUCUUCCAGGAUGGACGCCUCAUCUCUGGGUCCCUGGAGGCAUUGAUGGAGCACCUGGUCCCCACAGUGGACUAUUACCCUGAUAGAACGUACAUCUUUACGUUUCUCUUGAGCUCCCGGGUCUUCAUGCCCCCUCAUGACCUGCUGGCCCGUGUGGGGCAGAUCUACCUGGAGCAGAGGCAGCAGCUGGAGGCCGGGUCCGAGAAGGCCAUGCUGAAGUCCUUCUCAGCCAAGGUUGUGCAGCUGCUAAAGGAGUGGACAGAGGCCUUCCCCUGUGACUUCCAGGAUGAGAAGGCCAUGGCGGAGCUGAAGGCCAUCACCCACCGGAUCAUGCAGUGUGAUGAGGAGAAUGGCACAGUGAAGAAGGCCAUUGCCCAGAUGACUCAGAGCCUGCUGCUGUCCCUGGCUGCCCGGAGCCAGCUUCAGGAGCUCCGGGAGAAGCUCCGCUCGCCAGCUGUGGACAAAGGGCCCAUCCUCAAGGCCAAGCCAGCGACCUCUCAGAAGGACAUCCUGGGUGUGUGCUGCGACCCCCUGGUGCUGGCCCAGCAGCUGACUCACAUUGAGCUGGAGAGGGUCAGCAGCAUCCACCCCCAGGACCUGAUGCAGAUCAUCAGCCACAUGGACUCUCGGGACAAGCACAGGUGCCGAGGGGACCCGACCAAGACCUACAGCCUGGAGGCCUAUGACAACUGGUUCAACUGCCUCAGCAUGCUGGUGGCCACCGAGGUGUGCCGGGUGGUAAAGAAGAAGCAACGGACCCGCGUGCUGGAGUUCUUCAUCGACGUGGCCCGGGAGUGCUUCAACAUCGGCAACUUCAACUCCAUGAUGGCCAUCAUCUCUGGCAUGAACCUCAGCCCUGUGGCUCGGCUGAAGAAGACAUGGUCCAAAGUGAAGACGGCCAAGUUCGAUGUCCUGGAGCACCACAUGGACCCAUCCAGCAACUUCUGCAACUACCGCACAGCCCUGCAGGGGGCCACGCAGAGGUCCCAGACAGCCAACAGCAGCCGAGAGAAGAUUGUGAUUCCCGUGUUCAACCUUUUCGUUAAGGACAUCUAUUUCCUGCACAAGAUCCACACCAACCACCUGCCCAAUGGGCACGUUAACUUCAAGAAAUUUUGGGAGAUCUCCAGACAGAUCCACGAGUUCAUGACAUGGACACAGGUAGAAUGUCCCUUUGAAAAGGACAAGAAGAUUCAGAGUUACCUGCUCACAGCGCCCAUCUACAGUGAGGAAGCCCUCUUCAUCGCCUCCUUCGAAAGCGAGGGUCCCGAGAACCACAUGGAGAAGGACAGCUGGAAGACCCUGAGGACCACUCUCCUUAACAGAGCCUGAAGGCGUGGACGCGGCCCGAAGGUGUGGAUUCCACCUGAAGGCGUGGAUGCGGCCUGAAGGCGUGGAUUCCACCUAAAGGCGUGGAUUCCACCUGAAGGCGUGGAUGCGGCCUGAAGGCGUGGAUGCGGCCUGAAGGCGUGGAUGCGGCCUGAAGACAUGGACUCGGCCCCAAGGCGUGGACUCGGCCCCAAGGCGUGGAUGCGGCCCGUGGACAGGGCCAUGGGAUGAAGCACACGCGUGAACCAAGCUUUAACCUUGAUGUGGGUGGAGAUGAGGUGGCCUCACUGGUUGGGGUCCUUUUUGUAUAUAACUUUUAUGGAAAAAAAAGGUAAUUAUUUCAUGCAUCAAAGCUUUUUGUUUAUUUUAAAUGACAGGGCAGCGCCCUGGUUCAGGGAGGGGUGGGAAAGAGUGUCAUGGGAGAUGGCGUCCAUGAUAGUAUCUCGGUCUAAUGAAACGUAGAUUUUUAUUUUCUACUUUUGAUUAUAUUCACACCUUAUGAAAAAAUAUUUAAAAGUAACACACCCAACCAAAACCAAUGUGAGCCCUGCCUGCUUGGACCCUUCCAGCCAUUGUCUCUGAUGUCAGGGCUGGUGCCUUAGAGGGUCCUGGAGGGCUGUCCCCGCUCUGCUCCGGCCGCUGUGGACUGCAGGCGCCUGCCCGCAAAGCCACCCCAGCUGCAGGUUCCAACAGGCCUUGGGAGGCCAGGAGGUCUGUCUGCACUCUCCUGGAAGCAAGCCUUCGAGCGUGGGAUUUCCAAAGUUUACAUUUCCUUUCCUUUAUCAGGGAUGUCUGGGGUCGGGAGGGGCAGGGGGACACCUGGCAGCAUAUUUUUCUGUUGGAACAUGUCUGGCAAAUCUUUCUUCAACUACAUUGUAGGAAAAAUAGAAAGUCUAAAAUAACGAAAGGUGGGGGAGUUGUGGAAUUGUCAGUUUUCCAGAUGUAACUGGAAGACACACUUAGCUGUAAUGAGGAGCAUACUAAACAGACUUGAGGAUGGGGACAUUUAAGCCAUUUUUGAAACCCAACCACAAAGUGGAAAGAAGCAACUCAUAAACCCGUAUUCCAGUGGACAGCCUCCGCCUGCCCUCUAGGUGGGGGCUCCCCUAGUGGGAUUCGAAACACGGAAAAUUAGCCCAGUAACUGCUGGAGCCCUCGCACAUACAGCUGCCCAACAUCUGGAGGUAGUUCCCACGCCCAGACGCAAGGAGCACACUCCAGUUCUGACUUCCUGGCUGUGGGAUGGUGACCUCGCUGCUCCCUCGAGUGGGCGGUGGGCCCUCCACGCGGACUCGAUCUUCCUCGCGGUCGGG